Bactrocera oleae (olive fruit fly) is the source of this 1610-nucleotide messenger RNA. NCBI's taxonomy places the organism in Eukaryota, Metazoa, Arthropoda, Insecta, Diptera, Tephritidae. The record is from RefSeq and is a predicted model, not a curated record.
AUUGAAGCGUAAUGGCGUCACGGAUGAACGAAGAACUGUGGAAGGACUUCUUUGAAAUUUAUCGAAGCUCUUUUAAAAAAUAUAAGGAGAUAGAUCCAAAGCAAAGUUGGAAAGUUUAAAAUGUAAAAUGAACUCACUUCGCGGAUGUUAUCGACGUGAAUUAAAAAAAAAGCGAAGUGAGAAGUCUGGAACAGGAAUUGAUGAAAUAUAUGUACCAUCUUUGUGGUAGUUUCAUGACCUAGCAUUCUUGGAAGAGCAAGAAACACAGAUGACUGGCAUGUCAUCAAUAGAAAAUGGAGACACGACUGUGGAAGACAAUGCACCUUGCGCAAAAAAAGACAAAGUAGAAUUUGGUAAAAAAGAAAAACAACAGUUGCUCAUUAAAGCAGUCAAAGCUUUAGAAGAUUCGACGUGGCCCAAUGACGAUGCAAGUACCUUCAGUUCGACUUGGGAGGUCCUCUUCAGGAAACUUGACCCUAAUCAACAAUUAUUUGCCAAUAAAACCAAUAUGGAGGUGUUGUACCAAGGAACUUUGGGUCGGUUGAACGAAAAUUCCCAUCAGAUGUUCAACGUACCUAACACAAGAUGUUCAUCAACACCUUUUUCUUAUAGUGACAACUCGUCAACAUGUUUUCAUUCAAGAACAUUGCAGCCUCAAGUUCAGCAUAUCAGACUUCAUAGAACAGUUCAGCCACAGCAAUAUCAAAAAAUUUCCAGCAUCAACAUACAACCACAGGAAACCAUAAAUACUCAACAAUACGGAAACAGCACGGAAUAUCAGACAUUUACGGACUUGUUGAACGACUCUGAAUAUUCAUAAGCAAACUUUUCUUUUUAUUUUUGUUAUUUUUAUUGAUUUGAACAAAUAUUUUAUUUUUGUUUUGUUUUCCAUUUUCAUGUCAUGUAUAUACUAACUGAAAUAAGAUCUUUAAGAACCUUAAUCAACGCUUCACAUGUCUCAAUAAUUAUGUUGCUUAAACUUGCAGUUGAAAUAUACGACUGGAAUUUCAAACUUUCGUAGCUCUCUCCAGUUGAAAUUGCGUCCCGCAUAAUAGUAUUUUGUUUUUCUAUAUAAGGUGUUAAUUUUCCAAAAGUUUCCUAUAUACAGAAGGAUCCAUUCGCAGAAAAUUUUUGUAGUCCGCCGGGCUGGACUGUUCAAGUUCCUUUAACAAACUUAUAUAUGAAAAAACUGUUCUUCUUGAUCGCCAUUCCUUUACCCAAGUUUUUCUCUGUCUUUUUUGCUUUUUUUUUGUUCUACUUCGUCUUCUUCUAAAAUAUAAUAUCAAUUACAAGUGCUGCAACUAAUGCACGUGCCAUGUUGCUUCGUUGACAAAUAACAGAGAAAUAAAGUAUGAUUGCAUGUUCAACCGCUUAAACGAAAACCAGUUUUUUUUUGCAUCAUACCGCUAUUGAAUCUGCCAUUUGAAGAAAAAUUUGAAGAGCGUACGGUAAGUUGUGAAUUUUUCUUUAUUGAAAAUUUUCAUAAAUGUUUAUUAAAUUAAACUCUUUUUAAAACAGGAAAGAAGCAACCGAAGACCAUUGUGAUAGAACAUAAAUGAUAAUAAUUUUACAAAGAGUUUAUAUGUACAUACAUAUAUGAAAAGUUUAUG